Molecule: messenger RNA, 1309 nt
Organism: Argentina anserina (silverweed cinquefoil)
Lineage: Eukaryota; Viridiplantae; Streptophyta; Magnoliopsida; Rosales; Rosaceae
Exons: 5
Coding region: 86-907 (273 amino acids)
Source: RefSeq, a predicted model, not a curated record
UGCACCCCUACCGAUAAGAGACUCUCUACUAUGUGAAUAUAUAUAGCUUUGUUCAACAGCGACUGCAACUUUCCUUGCGUCUUCAAUGGCUUCCACCUCCAACCCAAUCGAUGCCUCUACCUCAGGUAGUGCAAGUGAAAAGGAUAAUGCUGAGCCUGCACAGGGAGCUGCUACUCUUCCAAGCUCAAAUGCAAACCCUGGAGAAACUGAUGUAAAAGCCCGGGUAGAUGCUGUGUGGGAGCAAAUGAAUAAAGGAAUAUCUAACAAGAAUUUCAAGGAUUUAUUAAAGAAAUCCCAGUCAAAUGUGAACAAAACUCCAAAAAAGGCAUCAUCUGAUGGUUGGAAGGCAUAUCUGGGCCUGACACCAAAGACAGAGUCCCGAAAGGAUGAUCUAUCACAGAAGGGAUCAAUUGUCGUUCCGAACAAUACUAGUGAUACUAUCAUGCAGGACAGCUCUGGUGAAACUUCCAGGAAGCUAGCUGCUGCGGCUCUUGUAGAAGUUAAGGAUGCUGGAGUUGCUGCAUUGGGUAGAGGGAAAAUUGAGAUCAGAGAGGUCCGCGACUUUGCCGGUCAACAAAUUGAAGUUAAGAAGCUUGUGGAUGCUGAUUCAAAGGAAGCAUCUGACAAGGCAAAAGCUCAUGCACCUUCAGCAGUUGAUGCUGUGCUUGAACAGAUCAAGAAGAAACCAAAACUCAGUGUGCUCGACAAGACCAAAAAGGACUGGGGAGAGUUUAAGGAAGAAAAAGGGUUGGACGAGGAGUUGGAUGCUUACAAAAAGAGUUCCAACCAAUAUUUAGACAAGGUUUCCUUCUUGGAGCGAGCAGAUUACAGGGAGUUUGAACGGGAGAGGGAUGCACGGCUGGCUGUGCAGGCCAAAAGGAGGCCUGAUAUGCGGGAGGGUCCAUAACUUGACAAUUCAGGUCUGCUUCCAAGUGCCUGUACCAAACCGCCGAAUUUACUAUUAUCGAGAAGAUAUGAACUGUUGCUGAACUUUCAGUAUCAUUUUUUGCUUUGAAUUUGGUUAACAAAGCAAAUCAGGAAGCCUAUUAAGUAUUACGCAAGGGGGUAUUGUGCAUCAUUUGCAUAUAGGUGUUUUCCAGCAGCCCGGGUCUCAUGUGGAGAGAAGGCAUUAAUUGUAAACUAGCUAUUUUCUUUGAAUCAAAAUGGGUGGGUAGGAGCAGAAGCAUUACAGAGCAGAAUGUAACCGCGAUUCUUUCUUGUCAGUGUCGUUGUACUGCACAAUUAAUAAUAUUAUGAUGGUUUCUCUUCUGAAUUGGCCAUUUUUGUUGCACAAUGUUGCAAAUAAGAA